Molecule: messenger RNA, 715 nt
Organism: Leptinotarsa decemlineata (Colorado potato beetle)
Lineage: Eukaryota; Metazoa; Arthropoda; Insecta; Coleoptera; Chrysomelidae
Source: RefSeq, a predicted model, not a curated record
CAUGUGGAAAUUCAGAAAGAUUUCGGUCCUGUGGGCCAAGAAUUCCUAACAGCGGAUCAGCCUACGAAGAAACUUCGGAAAGGUUGCUACGAUGUUGGUUUGGGAUUUUAUGAUCCAAAUGAUGGCUGUAUAUUUUCGUAUCCAAAAAAAACUAGAACUUCGUUCUCAAGGAGAAAUAAGCCAGUGUCAUUCAGCGUAGACGAAGAAAGAAUUAGACAGAUAUCGGAAAUUUCGAAAGUGAUGAAAAAUGACAAAUACUUUUCGUAUGUUGGGGGGAAAGAUGAUCAAUUUGAGUCCAAUGAUGGCUGCAAUAUUUUUGAGAUUCCAACACCCUCAAGAGUGAAGUGGAUAGAAAAACAUUGCAGGAGGUCUUGGGAUGAGCCAACUGGGUAUAGGCCCGAUUUUUAUGAAAAGUGGAUGGUUGGUCGAAAGGAAGAUGAAGGUUUUAGAUAUCCUAGUUCUCAAAAGAACGUCAUUGAUGAUUCAGACACACAUCCGCAUGUAUCGAAAAGUCGCAAACAAAUUUCCAAAAUCAAAGAUCACGAUCGUUCGAAAUUCAUGAGCUUUAUACAAAAGCGAACUUCAACAGUGGAUGGGAGGUAUAAGAAUAGGUCAGGUGCUCCGAAGCAAGAAUUAAAAAAAAGGGUCGAAGAAAGACGGGCAUUUCACAAUAGAAAUAAUCUCUGAAUAAAGUUGACUGAAUUUCGUUUCUCAA